CGGCGGCAGCAGCAGCAGCAGCAGCGGCUCCGCUUUUGGUGUUGUUUGUGUUGUUGUUGUUGGAUUAUUUUUUUUUUAAAAAAGAAUGGCUUCGAAGUUCCACAACCGAACUGGGUCUUUGGUAGUAUUAUGUAACGGUAAUAGAACGGCCAAAAGAAACAAUCCGACACAAGAGUUCAGCAAUGCUGUUGUGUUGAGCAGCGAGCCACUCCGCGACAAUCAGCUCUUCGAGGUUCGCAUCGACAAAUUGGUUUACGCAUGGAGUGGUUCAAUAGAAAUGGGUGUUACUACCUGUGAUCCUACAACAUUAAAUUUUCCAGUCAGUGCUUCAUCAUUUCGUGAAGGAACAUGGGUUAUGUCUGGCAACAGCAUUCUGAAAAAUGGCCACUCAUUAAACGAAGAAUAUGGCUGUGAUUUGGACAUUCUUUCAGAAGGAGACCGCAUUGGAGUGCUGCGUACUGAUUAUGGUGCUCUGCAUUUCUUCAUCAAUGAUGUAGACCAUGGCCCAGCAGCUACCGGCAUUCCAAACAAAGUGUAUGCAGUUGUGGACAUGUAUGGAAAAUGUGCUCAAGUUACUAUAAUGGAUGAAAGCAUCAGACAAAACGCCUUCAAUAGCAAUAUCGUUAAUGAAAUUGCCAAUGAAUAUUUGGCAGUGUUAUCUAAUCAAGUCGCCAGUAAUUUAAGUCAAGCCACUGGCAACAGUUCAGCAGUUGUUAUGGAGCCAAACUUCAACAGUGCACUUAACGACAAUGCCAGCACAACAUCAAACAACGUACCUGUGUCGGUGAACCUUUUGAUAGGAGGAGCGGGUGGGGGAGGAGGAGGAGCUAGCAGCAACGGCGGCGGCGGUGGUGGUAGUGGCAGUAGCAGUGGUGGUGGUAAUAGUGCAGCCGGUGCUGCUGGUAGCAGUGGAAACAAUAAUGGAAAUGGGGGUGGUGCUGGUGGAGGAGGAGGAGGGGGAGCGGGUGGAGGAGGAGGAGGAGGAGAUGCUCAGACUUUACGUUCCAAUGAAAGAUUAGUGUUCCAUGAAAAGUGCGGUGGACUUGUGAAGUUGACCAAUGGCAGACGAACAGCAGAAAGAACAAGACCGUUGGACGAGUUCAACAAUGGUGUGGUUAUGACAAACAGACCAAUAAAAGAUGAUGAAAUUUUUGAGAUUCGACUUGAUGAACUUGUAGAUAAAUGGUCUGGUUCCAUAGAAGUUGGUGUUACAACCCAUAAUCCUACAUUAUUAGAUUUUCCUCCAACUAUGACAAAUAUGAGAUCAGGAACAAUAAUGAUGAGUGGCUGUGGCAUCCUCACCAAUGGGAAAGGAACUAGAAGGGAGUAUGGAGAAUUCAACCUUGAUGAUCUUGCUGUGGGUGACAGGAUAGGAUUGGUGCGGAAAUCUAAUGGAUCCCUUCAUUACUUUAUCAAUGGUAUGGAUCAGGGGAUAGCUGCAACGGAUGUCACGCCCACAGUAUGGGGUGUGGUGGAUCUUUAUGGCAUGGCUGUCAAGGUUACUAUUAUAGAUAGCAGUCCAGUAAGAACUCCCGUUUGUAACAAUGAAUGUGUUCCCAUGCAGUUGGCUAACAUGGAGGCAGUUUCGACUCCAGACUCAGCUGCUGCUGCCACUGUUACUGACCAAAGAAGAAACAACUCAUUCCAGUUUUAUUCAGACGAUCCUGAUAUUAUUGAAGAGCAAGGAGAUAAAUUAUUGUUUCAUCCAUAUUGUGGAUUCCAUGCUUCAGUAAUCAAUGGACAAAAGACGGCAUUUCGACCCAAUGCUCAUGAAGACUUCAAUUAUGGGGUAGUUUUGACUAAUCGUCCACUAAAACCUAAUGAGUUAUUUGAAGUACGCAUUGACAAGAUGAUAGAUAAAUGGGCCGGUUCCAUUGAGAUUGGAGUCACUACACAUUCACCGACCAGUCUGGAGUUUCCUCCAACGAUGACCAACGUUCGCUCUGGUACAUGGAUGAUGACUUCAAACGGGGUGAUGCACAAUGGAACAACUGUGAUGGAUGAAUAUGGACAAAGCUUGGACAGACUCAAGAUUAAGGACCAUGUUGGUGUGAUGCGAAAAAGUGAUGGUUCCUUACAUUUUUUCGUAAACCAUGUUGACCAAGGUAUGGCAGCCACUAAUGUUCCUGAGAAUGUGUACGGAGUAAUAGAUUUGUAUGGUCAGGCAGCAGAGGCUACUAUUGUUGACCAGUCUGAAACGUUAAGUUCUCCGGAAAUGGAUUCUAGUAUUGCCACUGAUGGCGAUGAAUUACGCUUUCAUAACUUCCAUGGCAAUAAUGCUACUGUGAUGAACAACGGCAAGACAGCUGCCAGACCAAAUGCUGCUGGAGAAUUCAAUGAUGCCAUUGUCAUGAGUAACCGUCCAUUGAAAGACAGUGAAUUAUUUGAAGUGGUCAUUGAGAGAAUGGUAGAUAGAUGGUCUGGAUCAAUUGAAGCAGUGUUACCUUUGCUUAUAGGUGUGACCUUGAUAAAGCCUGAAGAGUUAAAGUUUCCUGCUACUAUGACUGACAUUGAAUAUGAUACAUGGAUGUUGAGUGGUUCUGCCAUCAUGCAGGAUGGUACUACUAUACGUAACGGUUACCCUCUUGAUUUGGAUUGUGUCUCUGUUGGAUCUCGAAUCGGAAUGAUGCGUACACCUGAAGGAAAUUUACAUUAUUAUUUAAAUGGAGUAGAUCAAGGUGUAGUGUGCAGAGAUUUACCUUCAGGUCUUUAUGCUGUGAUAGAUUUAUAUGGUCAGUGUGCUCAAGUUACAAUAACAUCUGGCUUUAACUCUCUUCCAACCGACAACAAUAUCACUAGUGUUGAAAUGGAUCAGUCAUUAGCUUUGCCUGUCAGUACAGAAGUUUGUCAUCGCUUCAGCCAGUGUUGUGGUAAAAACGUAGUCAUUAAACAGAAUGGUAACAUAGCUUGCCGUACAAGGAACUUUAAGAAUGCCCUGGUAUUUAGUUCUGAUCCCCUUAGAUAUGAUGAACUAUUUGAGGUGAAAAUUGAGCAGCUGUCGUUGUUGUGGUCAGGUUCGUUACAGCUUGGUUUAACCACUUUAUCAAUUACUGACACUACAACGCAAAAUUUAUUGCCGGAAUCUAUUGAGGGAUUAACUUCUAAACCCACUUGGGUGGUGAGUGGAUCUGAUGUUAAGAAAAAUGGUGUUGUUAUCAGGGAAAAUUAUGUUCCAUCUCUUGAUAGGCUGCAGGUUGAAAAUGUUAUCGGAGUAAAGAGAUGUAGUGAUGGAACCAUGCACAUCUAUAUUAAUGGAGAAGAUAUGGGUGUUGCAGCCUCAAACAUUCCGAAAAAUGUGUUUGCUGUGAUAGACUUGUACGGUCAAACUGAAAGUGUUUCUGUUGUAAGCAGAGCAUUGACAGAAAGUAAUUCCAGUUGUAUACCAACCCCUGCAUCACUGCCGCCUGCGGUUGGGAAGUGCCCUUGUGAGGUGGAUGGAGACCAAGAUCAAGACACUGCUGAGGCAUUGAAUUUAGAUUUCCAUUCAAACCAUGGCAAAAAUGUGACAUUAUCUAAUCAAAACAUGUCUGCCCAUCGUACCACCAGUUACAACCAUGCGAUUGUCGUUACUCGAAGACCAUUGACACGUAACUAUCUACUACAGAUUAAAAUUGAUAAAAUAAAUGCCAAAUGGACAUCAUCACUGAUGAUAGGUAUCCUGGGAUGUAAUCCUGAUCGAUUUAACUUUCCUGUAACAGCUAUCAGCAUCAAAAAGUCUUCUGUCGUCAUCCACACUGAUUCUGUUUUUGUUUGUGGAACAAAAGUGAAGCAAUGUUAUGGCCCUAAUCUUGAUACUCUGCAGUGUGGACAUAUAGUUGGUAUAUUAAUUGAUGACGAUAACUGUUUGCACUUAUACGUGAAUGGUUUGGACCAAGGCAUUGCUGCCAGGGACAUACCUAAUCCUUGCUAUGGUCUCAUUGACCUUUAUGGACAGUGUGAACAAAUUAGUCUCAUAACUGACCAGAAUAAUAGUUCAUCUAUUGUGUACCAAGACGAUAGAGAAAAGGCAGAUCUUGAAGAUGUGGUAAAAGAGAAACUGACCAGAAUCCCAUAUGAACCCGCUAUCAUAUGUAACUGUGAAUACCAGAACAUAUGUUCCAGGCUCCUUGCUAUAUUAGCAAUCCCAGAUGGUUAUUUCAGUAAGCAGUAUAAUAUGUGUUAUUGUGAAACUUGUCAUAAAAUACGUGGAGAUGAAUUGUACUAUAAACGAGGUGAUCCACCAAAGGAAUAUGCCGUACCUUGUGGCUGGUGCCGUUUUUCACUCAAGACACCUUGUAAAUCUCACAAUUUGAACAUGUUUGAAAAAUGGCAUGCGGCAUUUUAUGGAACCCGUUUGGAAGCAGUUCGGAAAAUAUUAGAUUGCGGUGAUUUACACUUAUCAUCUGAAAUAUUAUCAGGUAACAACAUCCUGUUGGCUCAGUCUUUCCAUUACUCAGAGAAAACUAAGCCUGACGAUUCAUUAAGUCGACAACUCUUUCUUUCACCAACAAUUCGUUAUGCAGGAUCUAAAUACUUCUCAUCUAGACACAAAUUCAUAGAUCCUAAAACUAAAAAGUCUCAUCAAGCACAAGUAGCAUUCCAAGUGUGGGUAAAACCAUCCUCAUACAAAGUUGGUCCAUCAUCAAUAGGUUCCAAUGAGCAAUUUGAUCCAAGAUUCAGCAAUAAUGAAAUUGAAUGGAGUACCAAAGAGCGAGGUUCAAUAAUGCUUGCAUCACUGUUAAUUAAAGUUGAAUAGGUUCAAACUUGUGUAGAUAGAAAAAGAGAAAGAGAAGCUAACAUGUGAAGAAAACCCCAACUUGCAAAAUUCCCAUCAUCACAUAUCCUCACACACACAUUUCACAAAAGAUACAUGGUAGCUCAAAUAAUAAAUAACAAAUUCUGGAAAAGAAAGAUACACAAACACUGUUUCAAUUAUCAUUGACAUUAGCAAAACGUUUUACUCGAUUACCCACUUUCCACAGGCUACAUGUGGAGAAAGAAAAAAAAAAAGAACAUAAAAUACUGGCUGCCUAUUAAACUAUUUCUCAGGUUGCCAAGCCUUUGUGGAAUACAAAUAUAUAAUUUUUAAUUUCCCGAAUGGAGUAACACAAGGAUCCGUCCUCUCAGCCUCUCUUUUUAACAUGUAUCUACACAACCUUCCAACACCUCCUCAAAGCAUACACACUGCCUCAUGCAUAGUCGAUAUCACACGCGCGCGCACACACACACACACACACACACACAUGCACACUGAAAUCUUUCCUGCAUUCGACAUCCAUAGUGCACAACUGAAACACUUCAUCAAGUCACCUAGAAUCCUAUUUCCAAAGCAACACACAACACCUGAAGUGAUCCCAUCUCCCUUUUUACUUUACAUGAAUUACACAUUCACAACCCACCAUCACACUCAACAACAUACGAGACAUACAAGACAAAACUACAAGGACUUGCACGCAGCACUCUCACAAUAUUCACAAAACACGUAGAAGACAGUUUAAAACAAGCAAAACAAUACACAUAGAUAUUUUAGAGAAAUCACAGGUAACACAUUUGGCCAACAGAAAGAAUCAAUAACAAUUGUGUACAAAUAACAUAUUUAAUCCAUAAUGGAUUAUGCCAAUUGUGCCUGGGUCCCCAACAUUCUCACCACAAACUACAACAAACUACUACAUUCUGUCUUUUCACAAGUUGCACAUAGACCACACCCACACACUGUCUACACAAUGAAACAAAAAUAUUACUAAAUAUUAAUAUAUGUGAAGGACGCCAUCUCUGGUCAUUGUAUCUACAAUCACACUCCCACCCCCAACACAUACAUCAAUAACAUUGUGCUAACUCUUUCACUCACAUAAAAACCAUGCACCUACACACACACACACACACACAUAGAUGUCUGCAACAUCAGUACCUUUUAUUAACUCUAAAACUCUGUGCUGGGAUGCACACCAGAAGUACAGCAACUGCUGCACUGUGACCAAAUCCACCCUUGCCCACCUUUACUGUAGCCACCACCAAAUUGGAUUAAUAGAUGUCUGGUCAGACUGCAGCACCUCCUAUAAUUAACCAUUGCAUGUCUGACCGUACAGUUUGGUCCUCAGAUAGUGGUAUUAUGAGAUAAUCGAGAACAAUAAUUCUGAGGAAUUCCACCUAAUUGUUUGGCUGACUACUUACAUGGCAUUAAUCUCUGCUGAGAGAUCAGUGUCGAUCUGAGUCUACAUAACAAUAUCAACAACUCCUCAAGGGUUGUGGAAACGGUAAAAUUUGAUCCAGUAGGAUUUGAACUCAGAAAAAUACUUAAUACCACGUGGCAUUUUGUCCGGUGCUCCACCGAUUCUAAUUCUGUUACUCCACCUUCUUAAUCAAUAAAAUUAUAGAAUUUGUUUAGAUUAUGGACCAAUAUUUAGUCAUUGAUUAAUUUUAAUUUCAAUUUUUUAUUCUUUAUUAAACUGCUAAGAUGGUAGUUUAGUCAUAAAUUAUUUAUUUAUUUAUUAUUAUUAUUAUUAUUAUUAUUAAUUAAUUGACUUGGUGAAACCUGUGCUUGUUAAUUUUCUAAUUCAGUGACUUACAAAGAAAACAAAAGCAAGAAAAACAAAUUUAUUAUUUGUUUAAUAUUGUUGAUUAUACCUCACUGUUGUUUUGUUGGGUUUUUUUUGUUUGUUUUGUUUUUAAACAGAAGACUGAUAUCCCUCUUCGCAUCUCUCCAUGUUUCAUCCGUUUUUAGGAAGAUAAACUUUCACUGUUUUGUUACAAAUCUUCCCCCUCCCAGCUUCAACUUUCUAUCUUAAUAAUUCCAUUGUUUCCUUUAUUUUAUUCCAUUUAUUUAUUUAUUUAAUUUAUUUCACUUUUACAUCUAAAUUAAAAAAGAAUGUAAAGAUUUAUUCUACAAAAAUUAAACCACCCACCCCCAUUAAAAAAGACUCUGACAAUAUUUAAAAUUCCAUUCUACUGAAUGGAAAGUUCAUUACUAUUAAAAUGUAAAUCCAAAAAUUUGAAGAAUAUUGCUAAUAUUGGUUGACUAGGACAACUAAAAAACGGUGUUAUGUCACCUCAACUUUUGCAGAAUAUAAUUAAUUUGGUUGAGGGGUGGCAGCUAUACCUCUAAUUA
Molecule: messenger RNA, 7084 nt
Organism: Octopus sinensis (East Asian common octopus)
Lineage: Eukaryota; Metazoa; Mollusca; Cephalopoda; Octopoda; Octopodidae
Product: neuralized-like protein 4
Exons: 26
Coding region: 86-4735 (1549 amino acids)
Molecular function (GO): ubiquitin protein ligase activity
Source: RefSeq, a predicted model, not a curated record